Phytophthora sojae is the source of this 1232-nucleotide messenger RNA. RefSeq lists its product as hypothetical. NCBI's taxonomy places the organism in Eukaryota, Oomycota, Peronosporomycetes, Peronosporales, Peronosporaceae. The record is from RefSeq and is a predicted model, not a curated record. The transcript has a single exon. Bases 1 to 1182 code for a protein of 393 amino acids.
AUGCCGCCCAAGCGGCCGCCGCCGCAGCGGACGUUCCUCACCAACGCGCAGAAGCUGGAGCUCAAGGCCUUCUGGAGCGAGCACCCGGACCUGCAGCUGCUGGCCGUCGUGGACUGGGUGCGCGAGCGCUUCGGCGUGUCCGUGGGCCGCGCCACGCUCUACCGCAUCUACCACGCGCCCGCCGACGCCUUCGCGGGCAACGCGCAGCAGAAGAAGGGCCGGCGCGUCAAGUUCCCGGAGCUGGAGAGGGACAUCCUGGCCUUCUGCGAGGAGAGCCGCCGGGCCAAUGAGAGCAGCGGGGCCGCGCUGUCCGACGACGCGCUGCUGCGCGCGGCCGCGGAGCUCCGCGCGCGCCACGGCAUCUCCGAGACGGAGCUCAAGCUGAGCAACGGCUGGCUGCAUCGGUUCAAGGAGAGGCACGCGCUGCGUGUCACCCCGCAGGCAGCAGCAGGGGAAGAGGUGGAGUCCGCACAGACAUCGACUGAUAAUGGAGAUGCAACGCAGGCCGCGUCCGAUGCUAUGGACAGCGGGAAGCCCAAGCGGAAGCCAAGAGCUACUCAACGGAAGGUUGACGCCGGCGUUGUUAUGGCCGAUGCAGUUGACGCAGUGGAGACCAAUGACGUCUCUGACGGUUCUGAAACUGGAGAUGAUGAUGAAGAAGAUGAAGAUAGCGUUGUGGAAGCGAGCGUCGCCAUUCAGGAGGCCCUCGAGGCUAAUAGCGACAUCUCAGCUACUACGCUGGAGGCAUCCGUGAUAUCUGAACCAGCUAGCGUUCCUGCUGUCAUUCGACCACUUACAUACCUGUCAGCAGUCUCAGUAGACCCCGCCACGGCGGUGGGGUUUGUUAGGUGGAAACUGAACAGCGGGAUGGCUCACGCCGAGUAUUUCUCAGUGGACGACGACGGUGUUGCCGUUUUAACCAACGCGAUGGUUCAGCUCAAUGUAGAGCUGCAGCAUAGUGCGCUUCCGAGCGACAGCUCGCCAAUCAUCUUCAAAGUGUGGGCUGGGGUCGAGUUACUGGGUCAGUGUGAAUCCUCUAUUCGAUGGGCAGACGACCAAGCCUUGAGCGUGCUGCAGCUUGGGUGCACGUUACCGGCGCAGACAGUGAUUCGAGUCGAGUAUCAUGGGGCAGGUGUCGUUCAUAGCGGUAGUCGGCUAGUGCUCCGGUUGUUAAAUGAGUAACUCAGUCCCAUUGCCACGCUUGCAAGCAUUAUCCUCGCACGUGGACGUUU